Molecule: messenger RNA, 1647 nt
Organism: Mesocestoides corti
Lineage: Eukaryota; Metazoa; Platyhelminthes; Cestoda; Cyclophyllidea; Mesocestoididae
Source: the annotation of a GenBank genome assembly
AUGCCUCCUGGUAGGGAGUUUAUUAAAGGCUUGAAGGAGACGGCCAAACGCUAUCCCAGUGAUUUCAAGGAUGCAUUUAAAAAGGGCAACGUCAGUGUCUGCUUCAGCAGCAUACCCUUCAUGUUCUUCGUUGUAUUUGCUCCGGCCAUCACAAUGGGAACUCUAAUGGGCCGUCAAGUCAAUCCAGCAUUUUCCGUAAGCAACAGCAUUCUGGCCAGUGGUUUUACCACCUUGCUAUUCGCCCUGUUUGCCGGACAACCGAUUGCUGUGAUAGGACCGUCCGGCCCUGGUUUUAUCAUGGAGAAAAUGAUCGCAAACGAGGCAAACAACCUGGGCGUUCCAUUUUUUCCCUUCCGAUUCUGUGUCCUGAUGUAUACAUCGGUCUUUGGCGCAAUAUUUAUCGCACUAAAUCUCUCGAAUUUCUCAAAACACACGCGACGAUCCGUUGAGGAACUAUUCAGUGCCUUCGUCUCCGGCUUCUUGAUUGUGAAGGCCCUCUUUGCGAUAUUUCGACCGAUUCCCAGCAGUCUGCCGCCUUUAAAUGAAACCUCACCAAUUACCCCUGAAGAUUACACUCAGCUUCGAGGAGCCGCUAUAGCCGGAACGAAUGCUUUUAUAGCUCUUCUCAUUACCUGUACCUGCUUAAUCAUCAUGAAGUUCAAAGCAAGUCAUCUAACUCGUCAAAAGCUUCGAUUCUGGAUCGGCGCACUGAACGUGCCCAUAAACAUGCUUCUAAUGAUCGCUGUUGAAAGAAUUUUCUUUGCUGGGUAUGAAGUUGACCUCCUUCAAGUGCCGCCUGUUGCCUCGAUUAAUUACACUACGUGGUUCAUUUUCCCCGAUUGGAAGGAUCCCAUGAAUUUCGGCAAUGCCAAUUAUUACACUGUGCACGGGAUGGGUGUCUUUUACGGCUUCCUUCUUGCCUUUCUUAUAUUCGUUGAAAUAGGCCUCAACAGCACCUCUAUACUGAAAAAUCCGCAAGUAACCCCAUACAUUUUUUUUAGCAUCGUUGCUUUGAGAGGAGGAUCAAUUAAACCGAGCCCUCCCUCAAUUGAUCAUCUUUUUACCAACGUUGUGUUCCCCAUAAUGUCGAUGUUUCUCGGCCUCCCAAUCGUCUCCGGCGUGCCUGUCCGCACAAUCGCGAACAUGAUGGCCCUUGUCAAGGUCAACCCUAACCCAGCUCCUGGUGACAAUGGAGCCGUGUGGUAUUUGGUAGAACAGCGCGUAAACACCAUACUGGUAGGAAUAUUGGUUUCAUUGUCCGUCUUUGCUGGCGACCUCCUUCACCUUAUUCCUGUGGCUUCUCUAUUUGGAUUAUUUAUCUACCUGGGCAUCUUCGGUCUCCGUGGACUACGCUACAAGCAAAUAUUUGUUGCACUCUUUUCACGAAAGAAGUACUGGUCGCAAUGGAACAUCCUUGAUGGAAUCCCAAGGCGAUUUGUUUACCUUUUUAUGAGCAUAUGGACAGUUGAACUCAUCAUCAUGCUAACUCUUCUCAUUCUUGGUGAAUACGAUGAGUUCACACCAGCUGGAGCAGCAAUCCCCUUCGUUUUGGUAAUUGCUAGUCUACUUCGCGAGGUCGUGUUUCCUCGCUGUAAAAUCAUGGCUCCCUACUUGGAAAAGGUUAGUCUACUGCUUAAGCAAACUUAA